Molecule: messenger RNA, 657 nt
Organism: Podospora bellae-mahoneyi
Lineage: Eukaryota; Fungi; Ascomycota; Sordariomycetes; Sordariales; Podosporaceae
Exons: 2
Coding region: 1-657 (218 amino acids)
Biological process (GO): protein folding in endoplasmic reticulum
Cellular component (GO): EMC complex
Source: RefSeq, a predicted model, not a curated record
AUGAAAGAACCGAGUACUUGGGACCGUGUCUUGGAGAUGAGAAUAGGGGGUGAAAGUUUUCGUUUAAGUGCAUGCACACAACUGGACCGUUGCGGCUAUGGAACUAUCGGGAUGUGGCCCCUGCUUCCUUGGCAUUUCUCGGAGUGCUCCCAACCAGUUGGCAUCGUCGUCACCAGAAGCAUCUCCAAGUCAACAGCAAAAGGCAUAUACCCAAAUUCCUCCACCAUGACGUUAAUAUCCAAGUCCAUCACUGGUUUUGGCAGUCUUUUACUCGCACAUGCGUGCUACUCGGCCCAGGAGCAUUCGGCCCUGCAGUCGUUCCGAGCUGCCACCUCGGCAGCAUUGACGUUAACUCCCACCGCUGCCACAUCCCUGCCGAUGGAUAUCGCGAUCGAAACGGCUGUUGCUAUUCUGGUUAUUCUUGUCGGCCUGGUUCUCGGCACAUCCCCCAUGCGCCCGAUCCAGUGGCGCGAGUGGGCUGGGAAGAUUGAAAGGGAGGGCGAGGACGGGUUCAAGGACAACAACGGGCAGGUGAACCGGGACUACUUGGGCAAUCCGUUCGCGUACAUUGAGGGUAGGCCAAACUUUGUGGAUAUUCGGAAGCAACGCAAUGAGUUUACCGAGUGGGUGAAAGGUCAGGGGCAAGAGCAAAAGUGA